AAUCUUUGGUAGCGAAAUGUCCUUGUUAUUCUUAGAGUCCAUGUUGGCUAUUUAGCUUGCAUGCUAGAGAGAUGACUUGCAUGGUUGUUUUUUGUUUUUGUAAACGCUUGUAUUCCAUAACGGUCCGGUAAAGCGAUUUAACCAUUUCGUUAGUUCUGGUGUCAUAACUUGCAGUUUGCCAACGUAAGUGCAUAUUAUGCUGUUGUACCUUUUUAGCAACUAACCUAGCCAGCUAACGAUGUAGCUAGCUAGUGACGUUAACGUCGCUAUCUAGCUAGGGUUCGUUGUUUUGCUGACUUCACCCAGUGCUAGCAGAUAACAGAUGUCCAUGUAUUGACUUGGGCGUUUUUAUAGCUAGUUUGUAUCUAAGAUUUACAUAUCUUCCUAUGCAGGUAGUGGAUUGACAAGGCCAAGGGCUACCUUUUUUUAUGCCAGCAGGUUGUGUUAAACCAAACUCAUGCAUGGGGUCAAACUGCCCGUUUGGUUUGGCAAAUUUUUUUGAACACAUUCAUUGGGAUAUAUUUACAGAACUAACACAGGUCACGCAUUUAUUUAUACAUCUCGAGCAAUGAAGCUUCAGUGCGAUGUCGAAGUCGUGAACCGGAUGCUUCCCACGUAUGGGAUGAAAAACAAAGGGAAAGGAGCAAGGGCUGUGCUGUCUAUUGGGAGACAUGUGGACAAGACCACACAACGCCACAACAUCUAUCUAAUGAUCUGUACAGCAAAGGAUAGGACAGGCUCAAAAUAUAAGGUUAGUAUCUAGCUAUUUGUUUAUUUAACUACCAGUUGUCUAACUAUGUAGUCUAUGUUUUACAGGUAUACCCCAAGUACACAGGAAGAAUCACCCAACUUCUUGACCUUGUUGGUUGAUAUAGCUACUUUCCAAAUGUAUGAUUACUUCAUUGUAGAAUGGAUGACUUGCAUUUGAUUGAAAUCCAUUUUCUGAGAUAACUUGGGGGGGAAAAAGCUUGUUCAUUUGUGUUAAACUAUUUAGGGUAUUUUUUUCAUUUGUCCACUGUUGAUACUACGGCAGGGAGUUGCCAGGGACCUCACGAUACGAUAUUCUCACAAUACUUAGUUGGCCAUACGAUAUGUAUUGCGAUUCGAUGUUCCAAACACAUUGCUCACCAUAUGUCUGCUGCAGAGGGACAAGAGAGAGCCAUGAUAAUGAGUUUUGAUCAGUCAUGGAAAUAAAAGUGCUGAAAACUAAUAGGCUUUUAUUUAAAAAGAAGAUGGAGAACAAGCUAUGAAGGACGAAUACUGGAAUUUUGUUGCAGGUACAGCCAACUAGCGCAAAAAUGAUAUUGGGAUAUUGUCAAAACGAUAUGAUAUAUUGUCAAAAAUAAUAUCCUGAUAUGUAACUGUAUCUUUGUUUUCCCGCCAUCACUAGUUUAUACAGUCUUAAAAUGUUUUGUAUUUUAGCAGUCAAGUUUUCAAGAUAUUAGACUUUCAAGAACCAAAGUGUCACCGGCCACAUAAUGAUGCAAAAUCUGUACUAACAGUGACCUAAUGAGAAAAAGUUGCAAAUAUAGUUUUUGAGUGGAUUUUCCCUUUAAUAUGGACAUUAAUAUAGUGUGUGGUCUUGCAUUAAUGAGUCACCAGAAAUGCUGGGUGAUUAAUCCACCAUCAUGCUAGGUGAUGAAUCCACCAUCACUUAGUUUUUUGUUCCACGUCUUAUAAUAAUAUGCCAUUUCUAAUGUGUGUACCAAUUUCCUCUACAGCUAAAAGAAAACAUUGAAACAUUCUUCACUAGGUUUGUUGAGGAAGGCAAAGCCACUGUGAGACUGAAAGAGCCCGCUGUUGACAUCUGCUUGAGCAAGGUAUGGAUCUAGACAUUUCUGUAUGGAGGAAUCUGAUCUCCAAUGAAAAAGGGAUAAAAACUAUAAUUUGGCCUUCACGUUCACAUACUACUUACAUUUCUGCUGGAAAAGUAGAGCCCUUACACUGAAAUAACUCAUUUUAGGGCAUGCAUAUUGAACAGUUAACAUUACCCAACAUAUAGAACAUUCAUUUAAAUUUUUACAUUUUAGUCAUUUAGCAGACGCUCUUAUCCAGAGCGACUUACAGUUAAUGAGUGCAUACAUUUAAUUGCUGUAUCCUCCCAGCCCUAAAUAGGAUUUUCAAUCAUCUCCAAUUCAUAACGUAAUAAUUGUGUAAUACACUGAGUGUACAAAACAUUAGGAACACCUUUGUAAUAUUGAGUUGCACCACCUUUUGCCCUCAGAACAGCCUCAAUUCGUCAGGGCAUGGACUCAACAAGGUGUCGAAAGCGUUCCACAGGGAUGCUGGCCCAUGUUGACGCCAAUGCUUCCCACAGUUGGGUCAAGUUGGCUGGAUGUCCUUUGGGUGGUGGACCAUUCUUGAUACACACAGGAAACUGUUGAGUGUAAAAAACCCAGCAGCGUUGCAGUUCUUGACACACAAUCCAUGUCUCAAUAAGGCUUAAAAAUCCUUCUUUAACCUGUCUCCUCCUCUUCAUCUACAGUCGUGGUCAAAUGUUUUGAGAAUGACACAAAUACUAAUUUUCACAGUCUGCUGCCUCAGUUUUGAUGAUGGCAAUUUGCAUAUACUCCAGAAUGUCAUGAAGAGUGAUCAGAUGAAUUGCAAUUAAUUGCAAAGUCCCUCUUUGCCAUGAAAAUGAACUUAAUCUCCAAAAAACAUUUCCACUGCAUUUCAGCCCUGCCACAAAAGGACCAGCUGCCAUCAUGUCAGUGAUUCUCUCGUUAACUCAGGUGAGAGUGUUGACGAGGACAAGGCUGGAGAUCACUCUGUCAUGCUGAUUGAGUUAGAAUAACAGACUGGAAGCUUUAAAAGGAGGGUGGUGCUUGAAAUCCUUGUUCUUCCUCUGUUAACCAUGGUUACCUGCAAGGAAACACGUGCCGUCAUCAUUGCUUUGCACAAAAAGGCCUUCACAGGCAAGGAUAUUGCUGCUAGUAAGAUUGCACCUAAAUCAACCAUUUAUCGGAUCAUCAAGAACUUCAAGGAGAGAGGUUCAAUUGUUGUGAAGAAGGCGUCAGGGCACCGAAGAAAGUCCAGCAAGCGCCAGGACCGUCCCCUAAAGUUGAUUCAGCUGCGGGAUCGGGGCACCACCAGUGCAGAGCUUGCUCAGGAAUGGCAGCAGGCAGGUGUGAGUGCAUCUGCACGCACAGUGAGGCGAAGACUUUUGGAGGAUGGCCUGGUGUCAAGAAGGGUAGCAAAGAAGCCACUUCUCUCCAGGAAAAAGAUCAGGGACAGACUAAUAUUCUGCAAAAGGUACAGGGAUUGGACUGCUGAGGACUGGGGUAAAGUCAUUUUCUCUGAUUAAUCCCCUUUCCGAUUGUUUGGGGCAAACCCGGAAAACACCUUGUCCGGAGAAGACAAGGUGAGCGCUACCAUCAGUCCUGUGUCAUGCCAACAGUAAAGCAUCCUGAGACCAUUCAUGUGUGGGGUUGCUUCUCAGCCAAGAGAGUGGGCUCACUCACAAUUUUGCCUAAGAACACAGCCAUGAAUAAAGAAUGGUACCAACACAUCCUCCGAGAGCAACUUCUCCCAACCAUCCAAGAACGGUUUGGUGACGACCAAUGCCUUUUCCGGCAUGAUGACGACCAAUACUUGUGUCAUUCUCAAAAUCUUUGACCACGACUGUACACUGAUUUGAAGUGGAUUUAACAAGUGACAUCAAUAAGGGAUCAUAGCUUUCACCUGGAUUCACCUGUCAUGGAAAGAGCAGGUGUUCCUAAUGCUUUGUACACUCAGUGUAUAAAUGUCUUGAUCUGAUAUUUAUGCAUCAGCCAGACUUGUCUGAAUGUUGGGAGCAUGUGCUGCAAAUGAGAGACUGUUGUUUCGAAUGGGUGACCAUGGCUCUAAGCUGUGUUAGUUCAGUGUUGACCUUUCCCCUAGAUCUUGUAACACAUUUUCAACCCAUCACACACACAGCCAAGCUGUGGUGCGUACGGCUAUGGUGAUACAGAAAUGGAACCAGGCUAGCAUUGUGAGAGGGAUCAGGCAAUCCUUUGUGUGACUUAUGUUAAUAACAUCUCAUGUGUAUUGUAAUCUUUUUGUAGUUAAAUGUUUCAUCUUGUGCUAGCACAACUUAAGACCAAAGAGAUCUGUGUCAUGGGAACAAAUGUAGGCCUAAUACAAUAUGAUAAAAACCUUGGGUUCUUAGUUGACGUUAUGCAUUUUAAAUGUCCUAUUAUAGGCCUCACACUUUCCCGCCACAAUUAAUGUUUCUCAAUCUGAAGGCUAGAUAGGAAAUGUCAACUUGUUUGAUAUGGAGGGAUUUACUUGUAUAAAUAAUGCAGUCCUUCUCAUGUGAUGCUCAAAUUGUUUGAGAACAGGUACUAAUAGAGCUGUUGUAUUGACUGUUAACCACAAGUGACAUCGGUGUUCUUUGGCUUUCAGGCUGACGCUAACAGCUUGAAGAACUUCCUCUCGGCUGCUCGGUUGGCUCACAGAGGAAACGACACGGACAGCCUGCCCCUCUCUACCCUGACGCCCGUCCGAGCCAGGGAUGUGGAGAAGCCCAAGAAGAAGCUCACUAUUGUAUCCAAGAAGGACUAUCCACUGACCUCCAAUUUCCCCUACUCAUUAGAGCAGCUCCAGGUGUCUUACUGCAAGCUCUCACGGGUGGACAUGCGAAUGCUCUCCCUCAAGGCGCUGCGCAGACUGGACCUCAGUAAUAACAACAUAAAAACACUUCCUGCCACUAUCGGCGAGCUGGGCUGUCUGGCUGAGCUUAUUCUCCACAACAACCACUUGGAGACCUUUAGUGAAGCCCUCUGCCUGUCCAGCCUCCAGCGCACACUUCAACACCUCGACCUGAGUCACAACCGCCUGCAGGCCCUGCCGCCUCAGUUCUGCCAGCUGCGAGAGCUGAUCAACCUCAAGCUGGACGACAAUAGGCUAGUGUGGCUGCCCUUUCGCAUCAGCCGUCUCUCCAAGCUGCGCUUUCUGUCAGCUGCCCACAACCAGCUGGCCCUGCUGCCAGGGGACUUCCGAAAGUUAACUCUGGAGAACCUGGACCUGUUCGAUAAUCCGUUCGCCCAUCCCAACCCCUUGGACCACACCAUACAGCUCACCUUCCCCCUGACACUGCAGGAGAUGGCUGCCAGGGCUGUGGCCAACCUCAGGUUAGUUUAAUUAUUCCUUUCAACAUUUCACCCCAUUACAUGCUUUUACCUUGUUUUGAAGUCUAAACGUGUAGUAUCAUGUAAGGUGUUGUGCGAUAUUUGAGACUAAAUUAUGUUUUUUGUUUACACCACCUAGAAUCCCUUACGGGCCUCAUCUCAUCCCUGCCCACCUUUGCCAAGACCUGGAGGUUGCCAAGACCUGUGAUUGUGGCCGUUCCUGUGUGAACUACUACAUCAAAACAGCAGUUAGCAUGAAUCUGCAUCUGGUCUCUCACACUGUGGUAUUGGUGGAUGACAUGGGAGGAACAGAUGCCCCGGUACAGCAUCACUUUUGUUCCCUAUCAUGUUACUCUGAGUUCCUAGACCAAUGCCUUCAGCGAGGCCUGAGAUGAUUAAGUCCCUCAACUGUUCCAUGGCAAUCGGUAGCUAGGUUUCCAUCCAAUUUGCGACAGAUUUUCGCGCUAAUAUUCUGAAAUCUGCAUAAAUACAAUAUGC
Messenger RNA from Coregonus sp. 'balchen', 5606 nucleotides. Lineage: Eukaryota; Metazoa; Chordata; Actinopteri; Salmoniformes; Salmonidae. The record is from the annotation of a GenBank genome assembly.